Oppiella nova is the source of this 1167-nucleotide messenger RNA. NCBI's taxonomy places the organism in Eukaryota, Metazoa, Arthropoda, Arachnida, Sarcoptiformes, Oppiidae. The record is from the annotation of a GenBank genome assembly.
AUGAAAAGCGAUCACUUGCCUAUCGAUGAGUCCAUACGUUUGGCGAAUGAAGAGUUUGAAGACGUGAUGGAAAGCAAUGAUGUGGUCAAAGGGUUGGCCACUAUUGAGCCCUAUAGGGAGCAGAGUGUUUACCACAGCUUUAUUAGGUGUCUGUAUCUCAUAAUGACUGCAAUGACUUCCGUCGAAAAGGUGGACAUAGAAGCGGCACAACAAUCAGUCAACGAUUCGAUCAAAAUAUGCAACAAAUACCGAAAGACUGGUUUAGUAUUAAGUGUUAUGAAAAUGAUUAAAACACCUAAUUAUGAGAAAUACACUGAUUGUGAUUAUUGCAAACAAAUACUGAGGACCCGUUCCCAAUGGGAAAGUGAGACAUCGAGGCUUACUUUCGAGGGGGGUGUUAGAAUGAGCACCGGCUUCUCACACCUGGCUAUCAGUAAUACUCCGCCAAAGAUACUACGGAUCAUUAACUUUUUGGGUAUCAGAGGUGUUGAGAGUGUCGGAUGGGCGCAGAUCAACAAGGUCGCUUUUGAGUUACCUGCAUUAUUCAGUCAGUUAGCCAGGCUGUUUCGGAUUCUAUGCUGGACAUAUGGGGAUACACACGGGGGAAUGGGUCCCAUAAAUAUAGACAUAUGCACUCAACUACUAGAUAAGGAGCUGAACAAAUAUCCUAAAAAUUUAAUGCUAAAUAUAUUCCGGGCAAAAGUGGAGCAAUUAAAUGGCAAAAUAGAUUCGGCCAUUGAAUGGUACCUCAGAUUACUGGAUGACCCACACGUAACACCAAGGCGAUUUUUAUAUUUCGAGUUAACUUGGUGCUAUGCAUUACAAUCUAAUUGGGAUACAUGUAUUGAAUACGCGGAAAAGUUUCGCACCGGUAGCUUAUAUACACCGGCCAUCGCUACAUACAUGGAAGCUGUGUUCAGAUACGCUAAGAGUGCAAUUAAUGAUGACCAGGAUGAAAAACAAAAGGCAACUGAACUAUUCGAACUUGUGCCGACUCUUCGGAUCAGACAUUUGGGCAAAACUAUGACACCGGAAAAGGCGGCGAUUGUGAGGGCACAGGAGUACAUUAAAAAUAAUGAGCAACUCAUUCUGCCGGAUGUGGCAAUACUUUACGACAUGAAUUAUAUGCUUUGUAUUAGAGGCGAUACGAUUCAUCAGAUUACUUAG